AUGGCAAGUUUUGUUCAACGUUGUUUUACGCACAAUGAUAAUACUCAGAAUGAUUCAAAUGUUAUUCCAUAUCCAUUUACAAUCUAUCCAUCAUCAUUUCCACGUAAUGAAUAUGAAAAAGCAUGUAAAAUUCAAUAUGGAAUUCAUAUACUUGUUCAAUAUCUUGCAUAUGAUAUUGAUUUAAUGGAUUCUAUUUUGAAAAAUUUGAUUGAAUGUGAUCCAUUUAUAAGACGAUUAAGAAAUAUCUAUAAUCAAAUUCAACAAUUACCAUAUAAAAGUAUUGCUGAAACAUGUAUUAUUCGAACAGAUUAUAUGUUACAACAAAUGAAUAUUUUUAGAGAAAGAACAAAACUUCGUCUUGUUGAAAUUAAUACUAUUGCUGUUGGUCUUGGUGCAGCAGCUAAACUUAUACAUAAAUGGCACAAACGAUUUUUAAAACGAAUACAUCCUGAACUUUUAUCACAAUUGCCGAAAAAUGAAUCAUAUGAUCUUAUUAUUGAUACUUUAUUUAAAUCAUGGAAAAUUUAUAAUAAUUCAAAAGCUAUAAUUCUCUUUAUAGUACCUGAACAUGAAUUUAAUAUUGGUGAUCAAAUGUUAAUUGAAAAAGGACUUUUAUCAUAUGGAAAUUCUUCUCUUCUUAUCAAACAUGUAACAUUCAUCGAUAUUUGUCAAUAUUGUUCUCUUGAUUCCAAAGGUAUUCUUUACUUUAAUGAUUUCGAAGUUGCACUUAUCUACUAUCGAUCAGCAUACGAUCCGAAACAUUUUUAUAAUGAAGAUAUUUGGCAAGCUUAUAUUAUGUUAGAAUCUUCUCGAGCUAUAAAAUGUCCUAGUUUAAGAUAUCAUUUAGCUGGAAUGAAAUGUUUUCAAUUGGCAUUAGCUGAAAAAAAUUUUUUAGAAAAAAUUUUUCAAAAACAUGAACAAUAUAUUGAUGAUAUUCGAGAUAUUUUAGAAGAAAUGUUUACUAUUGAUCAGACGAUCAAUGAUUCGAUUUUACAACAACGAAUAUUAGAUAAACCGGAAUCAUUCUAUUUGAAACAAAGUCGAGAAGGAGGUGGAAAUGUGUAUUGUGGUUCUUCACUUAGAGAACAUAUUGAUAAAAUUAUUGCCAAUAAAGAAUCAAAUCGUUAUUUUCUUAUGUCUCGUAUAUAUCCUCCAAUAAAUUCAAGUUUAAUACGUUCAUCAAGACCUAAUGAUAAGAAUGAAUUUAUUUUUGAGAAACAAAUCAAUGGUGAAUUAGGUAUAUUUGGUAGUUUAAUUAGUCAAAAUGAAAUAGUAAUUUAUGAACGAGUUGGUGGUUCUUUAUUACGAAGUAAACCAAUAAUAAAUAUUGAAGGUGGUAUUGCAUCUGGACAAGGAUUUAUUGAUUCAGUAUUGCUUGUUUAA
Rotaria sordida is the source of this 1383-nucleotide messenger RNA. NCBI's taxonomy places the organism in Eukaryota, Metazoa, Rotifera, Eurotatoria, Philodinida, Philodinidae. The record is from the annotation of a GenBank genome assembly.